UUUGCUUGUCAUUGGGAAAGCGUUAUUCUAUUUUUAGUCGAUUUCUUUACGCAUAGCAAGCAGGCAAUGUGCGUCAAGAUAGUAAUUGCCUUACUGGCCAUCGCUGUGACCCUAUGCCUAGUGGAGGCACAGAACCUCUACACACCCGCUCAACUGCAGCAGCAACAACGGAACGAUGAUUUCGAGCAGCUUCCGAAGCUUGUCACAGAAUUCGAACUGGAAGUGAGACUAAAUACAAUGCCUAUAAACUCUGAAGAUCGACAACCAAUUGUGUUGGUCAAUUUGAAUCAUGUUGAGCAAGAUAGAAUAAUAAUCACAAGCCAAGCAGAAGAACAGCAGAAUGAAAAUCGUAGACAAGAGUUCAAUGAACGUGAACGUGUGCGCGACAACAAUCGUGAGUUUGUUAACAUGCCCGAGCGUGUAAUUGAAUUCGAUCGAGAACGUGAGCCAUAUCGUAGAGACCAAGAGAGAGGUCCGCCACCCAAGCAAGAAUUCAUAGCUAACAUAGAAAGCAGGCCCGAUCGCAAUAGCGGAUUCAAUCGCGCCCCAGAUCGCGACAACGAUCGAGAGUUUGUUAGCGAAUCCGAGCGUAUAAGGGAAUUCCAUAGGGAGCAAGAACGUGAACCUUAUCGUAGCGACCACGAGAAAGAUGCCUCAACUAGGGAAGAAUUCAGGGCAAAGCCAGAAAGGAAACCUGAUCGCAACAGCGGAUUUAAUCGCGCCACAGAGCAGAGUGUUCAUCGCAAUAAUAUAUUUAAGCAAGAAGUUGACGUAGAGCGGAAACCGCAACGCAUUAUUCCACAAGGACAAGAAGAGAAAAGUCAUCGCCUCUGUGAAAGAAAAUAUAAUGAAUAUAUUGCACGCAUCUUUCGCAAUGAUGAGGAAAUAACAGCAGAUGCAAAUGAUUCAGAAUUUGAUGGUCGUGUAUUGGCAUCACCUGGAGAAUAUCCGCACAUGACAGCGCUGGGCUUUGAGAGAGAAGACAAAACAUAUGAUUACAAAUGCGGAGGCAGUUUGAUAAGUGAAAAUUUCGUUAUUACAGCGGCACACUGUACCAAUAUAACGGGGGAAGUACCUACAAUAGCACGAAUUGGUGAUAUAAAUCUUAUGGUAGAUGAAAAACAUUUGGCGCCGCAAAUAUUUCCCAUACGAAGAAUAUACACACAUCCGCAAUAUGACGGUGUUACUAAUUACAAUGACAUAGCGUUGUUGCAGCUGAAUACGAGCGUUGAAUUCACAGAGUUUGUUCGCCCAAUAAAACUUUGGACAAAACCUAAAUUACCCCUCAUUACUGCCUUUGCCAUGGGCUAUGGCGCCACCUCAUUUGCGCGUGCGCCAACACAACAACUCACCGACUUCAAUAUGACUCUUAUAGCGAAUGAUGAAUGCAAUCAGCUUUUGCCACAAUUGGAUGAGGUGCCGCGUGGCAUAAUUUCAAGUCAAAUUUGUGCUGAAGAUUUUGUAAUGCAUCGCGAUACUUGUCAGGGUGAUUCCGGCGGCCCGUUGCAGUACAACAUCAGAGGUAAACGACGCAGAAAUCGAGUGCAUUAUCAUCUAAUCGGCAUCACCUCGUUUGGGCUAUUAUGCCGCAGUCCAAAUCCGGGUGUUUAUACGCGCAUAUUUUCUUACCUUGAUUGGAUUGAGCGCACGGUCUGGAAUUCGUCUUAAAGCUCAAUGCGUCUAGACUUAGUUUACGUAACUUAACUUAAUUUAAUAUUUUGGCCAACCUGUUAUAUGUGAAAAUGUGUGUUGGCGGUUAGUUAAAACUUAACUUACCGUAAGCUACUUAAGAACCUGUAGAUUUUAGAUGCUUACCCUACAAGAAAGGACUUUUUUUUCUGACCUCUUCCUUAACACACUAAAAUAUACACCAAUACACAGAAAAAUAUUUGUAAAAAUAACCUUAGGAAAUACAAUAAGUAGAAAAGAAACCUUUUAGCAGUGCUGGUAAAAUCCCCAUGUGAGAAAGGGACGAAUAGUCACAUGUACACAAAAGAACUGGUCAGGUUUUUCAUAUUACCCCCGAAUAUCUGAUGAGGAAAUUGCAACAUUAUUGCAUCAGUACUGACCGUCAGGUGACCGGCCAUUUGCCAGUAAGAUUUCUUGUAGGGUAGUUUACGACCUUACGGAAUUUGAGAGCGAUUAGAGAAUUAGGCUUGCCAGGUUUUCGGAUUUGUAUUUCUUAAAAAUAAAUUAUGCAAAUUUCAAACAGCUGAAUUAGAAAAUACAAAAACAAAAGAUUUUCGCUUCUACUUAAGAUGACGUGUUGAGUAAUUAUUGCCGAAUUAUUACGGUAAGUUAAAUUAAAUUAAGUCUAGACUAACAGAGCUUUAAGACAUAAAAAUUUGCUACGAAUAUUUAAUAAAAAAUAGCUUUGACUUAUACGCAGUGAUUAAGUGUUAACUGUUGAAACAGAAGAGUACAAAUACGAGUAUAUAAAAAUAGUUUUAGUGCU
Rhagoletis pomonella (apple maggot) is the source of this 2455-nucleotide messenger RNA. RefSeq names its product serine protease Hayan. NCBI's taxonomy places the organism in Eukaryota, Metazoa, Arthropoda, Insecta, Diptera, Tephritidae. Bases 67 to 1668 code for a protein of 533 amino acids. Gene Ontology annotation, molecular function: serine-type endopeptidase activity. The transcript has 6 exons. Gene Ontology annotation, biological process: proteolysis. The record is from RefSeq and is a predicted model, not a curated record.